This is a messenger RNA of Dalotia coriaria, 1864 nucleotides long. RefSeq names its product heterogeneous nuclear ribonucleoprotein glorund (gene glo). Gene Ontology annotation, cellular component: ribonucleoprotein complex. Gene Ontology annotation, molecular function: RNA binding. The transcript is spliced from 7 exons. Bases 257 to 1429 code for a protein of 390 amino acids. Lineage: Eukaryota; Metazoa; Arthropoda; Insecta; Coleoptera; Staphylinidae. The record is from RefSeq and is a predicted model, not a curated record.
UAUGUAAAUAUUUUAGAAACGAUAGAAACAGUGGCGAAGCUGGUCGACCGACAGAGGUUGCAAUCAGAAACGAAAAGUCAUCGCGUUUUUUUUUUACAAAUGUGAAGAACCCCGAACAUCUACUUGGUGUUUUUCACGUCGAUAUACAAUUAGUGGCAGAGUAAUUCACAGUUUGUCAGCAGUAUAACAUAUUUCUCAGCGUACUUUUUAUGCUUAGCACUAUUGCAUAGACAAACACGGUUUGAACGGUAGCAGGAUGUCGAUGUCGGCCAACAGCGAGUCCGAUGAACAGGGCUGUGUGGUGAAAUUACGCGGUCUACCAUGGUCGGCGACCGUUGAUGAAAUCAUCAACUUCUUUGGUAACUGCAAGGUCAAGGGCGGGCCAAAUGGCGUUCAUAUGACUACAUCUCGUGAAGGUCGUCCUAGUGGUGAAGCCUACAUUGAAUUUGAUGAUGUUGAUGAUGUGGAGAGAGCUUGUCAGAGGGACAGAGAUCACAUGGGCAAUAGAUAUAUUGAAGUGUUUAAAGUAAAAAAGGCUGAAAUGGAGUGGAUGGUGAAACGUUCCGGCACGGCAUACGACUCCAAAGGCGAUGGUUGCGUUCGACUUCGAGGUUUACCAUUUGGCUGUUCCAAGGAAGAGAUCGCACAAUUUUUCACUGGGUUGGAAAUAGUGCCAAAUGGAAUUACACUGCUGACGGACUACUCGGGGCGCAGUUCUGGGGAGGCUUACGUACAGUUUGUUAACAAAGAAGUUGCAGAGAAAGCUCUGCUGAAACACCGGGAAAAGAUAGGACACAGAUAUAUUGAGAUUUUCCGCAGCAGUUUAUCAGAAGUGAACGGAGUUUUGGGUUAUCCUAAUCGGAAGAUACCAGCUGGUUCUAUGGGCAAUAGCGGUGGCGGUGGAGGCGGUGGUUAUCGGCCUAGUCCAUAUGAUCGUGGUGAUCGUUACAGCAGCGGAAUGGGUAGGAUGCCACCUAGGAUGUCUCGUAGCUUUAAAGAUUUCAAUAAUUUCGACAACCGCUCGUGGAAUAACGACAAUAUGAAUAAUUACAACCUGAACGACUGGAAUGGAUGUGGUGAUAACAAUCGUGGUGGUGCUUCAAACAUGCACUGUAUUCACAUGAGGGGUUUACCUUUUAAAGCAUCACAAAUGGAUAUUGCUGAUUUCUUUAAACCAAUCACUCCAGUCAACAUCCGUCUUCUACAAGAUAAUUCAGGCCGAGCUUCUGGCGAAGCUGACGUUGAGUUUGAUUCACACGAUGACGCAGUGCGUGCGAUGAGUAAAGACAAAUGCCACAUGCAACAUCGAUACAUCGAGCUGUUUCUCAACUCUUCGCCAGGCAGUAACGGAGGCGGCAAUAAUAAUAAUGGUAAUAUGAAUGGUCCGUCCAUGCCACACUACGGUGCAGUUGGACGGCGGCGAAUGUAGCCACCUUGAUACUCGCGAUUUAAAACUUAAAACUCACACAAAAACAAAUGUAAAUGUAUUUAUACAAGCCUUGAACUUGAAAUACUUGAGAUAUUCCAAUUCCGAUUUUAGUUACCCGGCUAAUGAGUGCUGGACGACUGUGUCCUCAUUGAGGUGUUGAUGAAAAUUUGCAGUGCAAAUUAAAGUGUUUAUUUACUUAUGUUUUUUAUUUUUUUGUCGGUUUAUGAAGGAUUAACGACUGACUUGUUUUUAAUGUAUUAUUUUUAUGGGUUUAUUUGAUUUCUUCGGAAUUGUACAUUUUGAUUUACGUUAAGACGGAGCACUUACUAGUUCCUAAUACAUAUUUUUAUGCAUUUUUUGAUUGUGUAUAUUUUUAUUUGUGUCUGCAGCACAUCAGAAUUUUGAUAGAUAAAUUAAAAUGAUUGACGACAGAAA